UCUGAAACAUAUCGAUAAAGAAAUUUUAUUUUAAUGUCAGAAUAUUAUUGUCCUUUCCGGCACGUGUUGUCACACUGUUUUGAAAACUUGUUUGAAAACCAGUUUUCAACGUUCAAGUAUUUUGGUAUUCGGUAACAAGUCUAGCAAGGACAUGAAUAGGCACAUCUUAAAGGAAGAUAGUUCGGCUUGUUGGUGCUUCGCAAUAAUUACGUGGUAUACAGAAUUAAUUUUGACAUUCGUUGGCUAUGGCCAUGUGAAAAUCAUUGUACCAACGCCUGUGUCGAACACUAAAGGAAUAAAAUGAAUUUUCAGGUUAUUCGCAAAACUAUUUUCAUUAGGAUAUUCCAGCCAUGUGACCGCAAUAACAAUUUUGGCACUUACAUGAACAGCUGCAUGAGACAACGCGAUUUGCUUUUCAGGAAAUUUUCUUUGCAUUCGAAGCCGUCUAAUUCUUCGGGCGCAAACACGUGUGUACUGAAAACUGUUCCAAGUUGUGCGGUAACGAAAGUGUCUAGGUUUCACACGAGUGUCCCGAAAUGUUCAUCGCCGAAGCCAGUAAUAAAAAACAUCAGAAAGUCUGAACUAAAGAGGUUGCUGUCACUAGCAAAGCCUGAGAAAUGGAAAUUAUCAGGUGCUGUGUCCCUCCUACUGGUGUCCAGUGCAGUCACCAUGGCCGUGCCAUUCUGUCUGGGGAAAAUCAUCGAUAUUAUCUACACUGCCGACUCUAGCAAAAUGAAAGAGAACCUGAACAAGUUCAGCGGCUUCCUUGUGUGUGUGUUUCUGCUGGGGGCAGCUUGCAAUUUUGGUCGUGUGUACCUAAUGAACACUUCAGGCCAGAGGAUCACGCAGCGGCUACGCAAGACGGUGUUUGCAUCCAUCAUGAGGCAGGAAGUGGCGUUCUUUGACAAGAACAAGACGGGGGAGCUGGUGAAUCGGCUGUCGGCAGACACCACACUCGUCAGCCAUGCCGUGACGCAGAACAUCUCAGAUGGGCUGCGUUCCACGGUCAUGGCCAUAGCGGGAGUCUCCAUGAUGCUGUACCUGUCCCCUCGACUGGCUCUGGUGGGGCUGGCCGUGGUGCCCCCCGUCGCGGGUAUGGCCAUCUUCUACGGCCGCUACGUCCGCGCCAUCACCAAGUCCGUGCAGGACUCCCUGGCAGAUGCAACGCAGGUGGCUCAAGAGAAGAUUGCUGGCAUUCGCACUGUGAAGACAUUCAGCAAGGAGGAUGAAGAGAACCGCUCGUACGGGGAGAGGAUCCAGCGAGUGCUCUCACUGGCGUACAAAGAAGCCUUGGCCAGCAGCAUUUUCUACGGAAUGACGGGCCUGAGCGGCAAUGCAGUGGUGCUGAGUGUGCUGUACUGCGGUGGAGUGAUGGUCAGCGAGCAGCAGCUGUCGGUGGGCGGCCUCUCUUCCUUCCUGCUGUACGCGGCCUACAUCGGCGUGGCCUUGGGAGGAGUCUCCAGCUGCUACUCCGAGCUCAACCGGGGUCUGGGUGCCAGCGCUCGCAUCUGGGAGAUUGUCGACCGAGUACCGGCCAUUCCUACUUCAGGCGGCGCGGUGCCGUCCGGGGAGGUCGCAGGGCGCGUCUCCUUCCGGGGGGUGCGGUUCAGCUACCCGUCGCGGCCCAGCUCGCUCAUCUUCCAGGACCUGAGCCUGGACAUUCCAGCGGGCGGCAUCAUGGCCGUGGUGGGCGCCAGCGGCUCGGGCAAGAGCACGCUCGCGGCCUUGCUGCUGAGGCUGUACGACCCUGACCGGGGGCAGGUGCUGCUGGACGGCCGGCCCAUCACCGGCCUCGACGUCCGCUGGCUGCGGAGGCACAUCGGCACCGUCAGUCAGGAACCAGUUUUGUUCUCGUGUUCAAUACGCGACAACAUUGUGUAUGGGGCAGACAACCCGGAGGAAGUGACAGAUGACCAGCUCUUCGCUGCGGCCAAAGAAGCAAAUGCUUACGACUUCAUAGUGAAUACGUUUCCUGAAGGGUUCAACACUAAGGUUGGAGAACGAGGCGUGAUGUUGUCCGGCGGUCAGAAGCAACGGGUGGCCAUCGCCCGUGCACUCAUCAAGAAUCCGCGUAUUCUUCUACUGGACGAGGCAACAAGCGCACUUGAUGCGGAGAGCGAACACCUUGUGCAAGAUGCUCUGGACCGCAUAAUGAAGGGCCGUACCGUCCUCACAAUAGCACAUCGCCUCUCUACCAUCAGGAACGCAGACCAGAUAGCUGUCCUUGAGCGGGGCGAGGUGGUGGAGAUCGGCACGUACGCCGCGCUCAUGUGCCUCCCUGACGGAGCGUUCAGGAAGCUCGUCCAGCACCAGACCUUCCAAGGGGACUCCCAGUAGCGCUGCAGUGUUGCCGUCUCGGCUGGCUGCACUCUUCAGCCAGAUUGACUCGCACUUCUCAGGUUAUUCAUUACUUUGCUACUCAUCCAAGAAUUUUAUACAACAACCUCCCAAAGUGUUUUAUGUUGCCACUGUUUAUUUCCAUACAAAGUUUGCAUCAAAGUGCAUAGAUAAAAAAUUUAAUUCAUCCUUAUGUUUUUGAUAAUAUUUAAUCACUUUUAAAAUACAAAUGCUCGACUAUUUAUUUGUACUGUUCUCAAUUUAUCUAUUUUAGACUAACUUAUUACUAAUUAUUUGAGAUGAAAUGCAGCAUGGCAACAUUACACUAUUCUGGUGAAAAAAAAAUAUCAUCACUGAAAUCUUGUAUUUUAAAAAACAAAAUUGGUCAAAAUUAAACCGUAAACUCUUGUCUCUAUUAUCACUUGGAUGAAUGCAAAUUUCAGAAUAUUUAAACCAGACCACAAGCUUCGCCUUAUAAAAAGUCCAAAGAUAGAUCAUAAAUGCCUGUCUAGCCGUAAAAUAUAAUAUGUAUACCAUAACCUGUGCUCAUAGUUGUGACCAACUGUUUGUAAAAAUUCAAGGUAGCAUUGUUCAGUCCCCUUCAAGGGGUCUUUGACAUCACACUGUACGAGACAUGGGUGACAAACCAUAUUGCUGGGAUGUGAAGCAAAAUCCAUGCAAAAUGGGUUUUAAUUCAUUGUUUCACAAGAUGUUCCUUUGUUUAUGAGUUAUCUGGUUAUAAGACAGCAAGGUACAUUACCAGUGCAGAAGAACCAAUCAAAUUGGCACUGCAUCACAGGAAUGUUUAGAACAUGAUCCAUCUUGCAGAGAAAAUUCAGAAGGGUUCUCGAGCAAGAUUGACUAAAGCCAUACUAAAAAUAAAGGUGGAUUGUAUGUAGAAACUACUGCUUUCUUUAAAGAAAAAAACAAGGGGGAGUGUUUCACUUUUUCCAUGUUUAUUUUUUUUAUCUACAUAUCUUAGACUUUCCUAUGCUAAUUUGCUUCUAUAUCAUCCGUGGAAAUGCCCAUUCACGACAAAUGUCUUUAUUUUUACACUUUUCUCCUUGUUUAUUAUUUAUACCCUGGUAUCUUGAGAAAUGUAGAAGUUUCACUGAAAUUUUUUUUUUAUAGAAAGUCUUUGUGCUUUACAACAUAAUUUAUAUUGUAUGUAUAUUUAAUAAUAAUUUAUAUUCUAUAGUGAAUACGUAUUAAUAUACAGUGGAAAAUAAUAAAUACCUAAUACCAUGUAUUUCCUACGCUACUUUCUACUUACACGUUUUUGUUUGCAAAAGUUUAGUACAAAAUAGUUUUUUAGUUUUAGAUUCCAUAAACAAUUUUUACCUGUGUGUUGAUGACAAGUCUUUCUUCCUAAAUGAUUGAAUGCUCCUGUACAGAAAUGCUACCUACUUAUCCAACAGUUAUUUGUUAUAUGUGAGGCAUAAGCUGUUAGCCAACACGUUAAUGUACAAUUCAAACAUUUACUUCAAACUAGAACUGUAAGAAUCAAGUUAAUGGUUGUGUGACAGUAUUCUUUAAAAUAAUCGCUCAAGUUUCCAACUGUUAUGUACUAAGAGAUGACACUGUUUAAUUUUAAGAGAAAAACUUGGAGAAAAAAAUCGCAGAAAGGGUUAGGCACUGCUGGGAUGUCCUGGAGAUGUGAUUUUAAACUGGUCUACAGUUUUUGGGAAAACUAUCUCAGGAAUUCUUUAGUUCAUGUCUUUUAUGUUACUGAAAUAUUGUUUAUUUUGUUCAUGUCUGUGUAAUCAAAACAUAUUUUUAAGAAAAAGAGUACAAUGAACUGAACCACUAUCCAGAAUCACAUGUACAACUACUGACAUCACAUUGCCUUGUAUGCACAGUACACCCAAAGACACUAUCCAAACAGCAUUUGUAAAUUUCCUUUUGGAAAUAAUGUCACCGUCACUGCCCAACAGUACCUAGGUUGCCAUUACAGUAACCAAAAUACUAACUAUGUGUAAAUAUAGAAACUUGCUUAUAUGAUUGCAAAGUGUCCCAGAGAAAUGCAUUUAUGUCUUCUUGACUGUUAAGGUUACAUCUUCACAGUACUUUUAUCUCUCAGCAUUCUUCUGUAGCAGCACAGGUAUUGCAAUCUCAUGUUAUCUCUUUCUGAUAGCCUCAUUUGGCACAUGUCACCCUUGAUGUGAUGGGCUUGAGUGCUUUUAAGGUGAUAGGGAAUUUAGUCUCGGGACUUAUGAAAUACACGUUAUCAAGGAUGUUGGGAGCUUCAUCAUAAUUGCUGGUCUAACGACGAUUGAGCCUGAAGUAGCUGUCAUCGAGGACGUAAUGCACUCAACCAACUGUGCAGGCCAAGUUACAAAAUCUGCCACUAUGCGUGAUGCCUCCUGCUCAGAUUUACCCCAAUGUGCCUUUUUUUUUUUUAAAUUUAUUUAAUAGCUGUUUGGGGGAAACCAAUACAUAUUGUGGAUUAAAAAUAAUACACAUUUAUGACCAGUGUAGCAGGUGUGGGCUUGAAAUGACCGUGUGAACUUAAUAAUUUAUUGAUCAUAAAUUUAAAUAGGUAAAAAAGUUGGUAGGCUGUUGUAUGAUUUUCUUUGCAGAUGCAAAUAUUUAGCAGCUACAACUCAUUACAUAACUUUUAUUUUCUCCAUCUUCAUUCUCGUACCUCUGCUUUUUUGUCCUAUUUGUUCAGUUAUUGUUGCUCUUAUUUAUGUAUUCAAGUUCAGCUUGCUCCAUUUUCUUUCUGAGUGUUGUUUUUAAAACAAAAUCUCAAAACCAUUUUCAUAGUCCGCAAAUUUGUUACUUUUAAUUCAAUCAACAUCUUGAAGUAACAUUUCAGAUACUUAUGUCCAUAGUCUCUCUACGUCUUUUUUAACUCACUAACAUCUGUUUUAUGUUUAAAAGCCACUGCAUAAAAUGAUUUUCCAGUAAUAUAUUUUGCUAAUCUAAUGUAAUUUUUUCUUUCUACAAUGUUGAGUUUUUAUUGUAGUUUCAUACUCGUAGGGUGUGAUAUUUUGUUGUAACUUUAAUGUUUAAAAUUGUUGUUUAAAAUGAAGAUACUUUAAUGUUUAAAAUGAAGAGUGCUCUUUAAUAGAAUAUGUAUAUCAUUGUUCCAGAUUAUGCAUGUUUGCCAUAAAAUUAAAAAAAUAUGUUUUUAUUUUGUA
Molecule: messenger RNA, 5480 nt
Organism: Bacillus rossius redtenbacheri
Lineage: Eukaryota; Metazoa; Arthropoda; Insecta; Phasmatodea; Bacillidae
Product: ATP-binding cassette sub-family B member 10, mitochondrial-like
Exons: 11
Coding region: 301-2337 (678 amino acids)
Biological process (GO): oligopeptide export from mitochondrion
Cellular component (GO): mitochondrial inner membrane
Molecular function (GO): ABC-type oligopeptide transporter activity; ATP hydrolysis activity; ATP binding
Source: RefSeq, a predicted model, not a curated record